UUCAGCCUCUUGUGAGGACAGACGGACGGACGGACGGACCACUGCUGCUUCUGCCGCUGCCACACAGGUUGAGCGGAGAGAAGGAACUACAGCGGAAUUUUUGGCAACUGGUGGGCUUCUCUGGUCUGCUCACUCUGCUCGAGGGAGGCCAAUCUCGAGGAUCAGCAAACCCUCCGGGGAGGUUGCACCCAUCCUGUUUCGGAACCAUGGAGCCCUCCGUGUCGUCCGAGAUGGAACCCAAAGAGCGGAGGAAGAUCCAGUUUGCCGUCCCGGCCUCGGCGGCCCCCAAUCUUGACCCCCGGCAAGUUGAGAUGAUUCGGCGCAGGAGGCCGACGCCCGCCACCCUCUUCAGAGUAGCCGACCACACAUCGCCAGAGGACGACCAGUCCAGCCAUCAGGUAAAGUGGGUCGUCGGGGAGAACGGCGUCCUCAAACCAAAGCGAGUCAAUCCAAAUGUGUACCAGCCUCCAUCACUUAAAGCUGUGCAGAAGAUGGCCGAGGCGCACAUGCAGAACUUCGGCGUAUACCCUCCUCUGGAGGACCCUCUUGAGGGUGAGGAGGAUGACGACCCUGAAAAAGCUACCGACCCCCAAGAGACGUCAACUGGCGACCAGUCGGAAGCGGCCCCCGAUGUCCAGGAGACGGAUAAGCUGAUCCAAGCGUCUCAGGUGGAGGAGGAGGAAGGGGGAGAAGACCGGGUGACGACCGAGGAGAGCAAGUCGCUGGGCAGUAACUGAGGAAAUGCGCAUUUGAUAUCAAACUAAAGGAUUGCACAGCCCACUUGCUUCCCUUUUUGCUUCUACAGCUGAGGUCUGUGUGACUUCAUAAAGAACAGUGUAACCUUUAACCAAUAAAUUCACAUCUUUAUAGGAAAACAAAGAUGUUAGUAUAUGACUAACCUCUUUAGAUGGCGCUACCCAAGUAAUUUGUAUUUUCACUCAUGGAUGCGUUACUUCAUUACCAAGCUGAUCAAUUGUAAUUUGUUAAUCAGCACAAUGGCAUGUGGAGCCUGCAACAGGCUGAUCCUCAAACUGAAAUAUUGUGACGACUCACUGGCUAAUCUGAACACAUUCUGAGCACUGGUAACUACCGCUGACUUUAUAUUCAACUGUAAAGUAGCUACUUAAUAUGCAUGUACCGCCAUCUAGUGGCUAUCAGGAAUGACAGGUUAUCAGCCGCAGUUGAAUUCCCCCCUUUUUUUUUUUAAUCAAUAAUUUUCAAACAAUGGGAAAUACCAAACAAACCAAACCCACUUGGUGUACUUUUGAUAACUCACCAAAGCUAAUAUUAGCGAGUAUGUAGUUAAGUUUUUGGUGAUGGACCUAUUAAGGGCAAAACUACCUCGCGUGUUCUGCAAGCCGCAUGUCAUCAAAUCUUUUGGUUCCUUUUCUACUCAACUUUAUAAAGUCACCAUAUAGGUUUGCAAUUCAACGUCUCAGAAACAGUUGUCAUGGUUACCAUUUGACUGACAUUUCAACAAAAUUUAUUUUUUUCUUCCACAACUUAUUUUUGUGCUGCUGUUUGUAUAAAGAUGAAAUGAACAACCUACUGACCGGAUGAAGAGCAACUCAUGUAUUUAGAAUUGAUAUCCUUUUCCAAACUUCCCCCUUUCGUCUACUUUCUUUCCAGAUGUAUGAGUUCAAUGCUCUUUAUUUUUUUGUUUUCCGUUGGCUUGUUUUUAAAUGUGAUUGCUGGUGGUUGUUUUCAAGUGACCAACUUUAAAUAAUGUCAGAAUAAAACACUUUUUUUCCCUUA
Messenger RNA from Syngnathus acus (greater pipefish), 1755 nucleotides. RefSeq names its product protein phosphatase 1, regulatory (inhibitor) subunit 1B (gene ppp1r1b). Gene Ontology annotation, cellular component: cytoplasm. The record is from RefSeq and is a predicted model, not a curated record. Gene Ontology annotation, biological process: intracellular signal transduction. NCBI's taxonomy places the organism in Eukaryota, Metazoa, Chordata, Actinopteri, Syngnathiformes, Syngnathidae. The transcript is spliced from 5 exons. The coding region runs from base 207 to 737 and encodes 176 amino acids. Gene Ontology annotation, molecular function: protein phosphatase inhibitor activity.